Molecule: messenger RNA, 273 nt
Organism: Schizophyllum commune H4-8
Lineage: Eukaryota; Fungi; Basidiomycota; Agaricomycetes; Agaricales; Schizophyllaceae
Exons: 2
Source: RefSeq, a predicted model, not a curated record
GACGUCGACUACCGCGUGCAGUUCACCGCGGCGCGCAAGCUCGCGAAAUACGUCUUCCCGCGGCAGUAUGGGUUGGCGCACCCUUUUCAACACACGAAGGGCAAUGUCCAGCAGCUGCCGGACUUUUCAGAUAGGGAAGCGGAGAUUGAGGCCCUUGGUCCCUGUAAGACGCCAAAGAGGUUGAAGGAAGCGCUUUGUCUGCUUGAGAAGUUGAUUUGGCGCCAUGGCAAGUGCAGGUACCUGCCGUUGCGCGACAAGGUGUGCCCAACGAAG